GACUCCGCGGGGUCAGCGCCGGCCUCACCGGCCAUGUGGUCCACCCGCUCCACCGUGCGCCACGUCAUCAGCGCGAUUGAACCCGCGGGAUUAGCCAGUGGAUUACUCUAAACAACCUCGAGCUAGCUCGUCUUGGGGGACGAGGGGGGGUUUUACCGAGGGGAGCCCCGAUUUUGACCAGCGGCGAGCCGAGAAUUCCAUGUCAAUGUGACUCAUCCCCGCAUUAUAAUACGGUGGCGGGGAGGGGGGAAAAGCACGCGAAUUAUUCGACGCGCUUUGUGGUCGGAUUCCCCCGGCAGCCGCCAGCCCGCCAGAGCAUUGCAGCGCCGGCCACCUCGCCCCCUCUCUCUCGCUGUCUCGCACCACCCGCGCGGAGGAGGGGAGGGGCGGUGAGCGGCGGGCGGAGAUCUCGGGUGGGCUCCGAUCGAGCCGAAGCGGCGGGAGGAGGGAGGGAGAGCGGAGGAGAGGAGAGGAGAGGAGAGGAGAGGAGUAGAUUGGUUCAAUGGUAAGGGAGACGGGGUACUACGACGUGCUGGGAGUGACCCCGGCGGCCACCGAGGCGGAGAUCAAGAAGGCGUACUACGUCAAGGCGAGGCAGGUCCAUCCGGACAAGAACCCCAAUGAUCCGCUCGCGGCGGAGAAGUUCCAGGAAUUGGGGGAGGCAUACCAAGUACUCAGUGACCCCACACAGCGUCAAGCCUAUGACUCAUAUGGGAAAUCUGGUAUUUCAACGGAAGCCAUAAUUGACCCUGCAGCAAUAUUUGCAAUGCUGUUUGGUAGCGAGCUCUUUGAGGAUUACAUUGGUCAACUGGCAAUGGCGGCCAUGGCUUCACUUGAUGGUUUUAGUGAAGACGAGCAAAUCGAUGCCAGGAAAUUGCAAGAGCAAAUGCGAGUUGUACAGAAGGAAAGGGAAGAGAAGCUAGCAGAGGCACUGAAAAAUAGAUUGCACCUUUAUGUUCAAGGAAACAAAGAGGAAUUUAUCCAGCAUGCUGAAGCUGAGGUGACUAGACUCUCUAAUGCAGCAUAUGGUGUUGACAUGCUGAGUACUAUUGGUUAUGUGUACUCAAGACAAGCUGCAAAGGAGCUUGGAAAGAAAGCUUUAUAUCUAGGUGUUCCGUUUAUAGCUGAAUGGUUCAGAAACAAAGGGCAUUUUAUUAAAUCACAAGUAACAGCUGCGACAGGUGCAAUAGCUCUUAUGCAGCUGCAGGAAGACUUGAAGAAGCAUCUCAGUGCUGAGUGCCAUUACACCGAAGAGCAACUGGAGGCUUAUAUGCAGACUCACAAAAGUGUUAUGGUAGAUUCCUUGUGGAAGCUUAAUGUUGCUGAUAUAGAGGCAACCCUAUCACAUGUGUGUCAAAUGGUGCUUCAAGACAGCAGUGUCAGGAAAGAGGAACUUCGAGCUCGAGCUAAAGGAUUGAAAACUUUAGGAAAAGUAUUCCAGCGUGUUAAGCUGGCUACCGAGGGAGAGCCAGCAGCAAUGAAGAAUACGAUAAAUAACUCAGAUGACAAUGAUGGUAGUUCUCCGGAUUCAUCACCAAAAUCUCCUAGGGAUCAAAUGUUCGAUGCAAAUCCACCUUAUGCCCAGAGAAAGCCGAGCUGCAUUACAACGCAUGGGAUCCUGAACAUCAUGAAAGAAAGCUGCUAUCCACCACACCUUGUGGUGACUAAUUGGGGUCCAGCUUCAUCGAGUUUCACCAACUUUCCACUUGUAAUUUCAUACUAGCGGCCUUUAUUGUUGUCUCCAGUACCUGAUUUAAUGACCGGUUCUGUGAGCUUUGCAAAAGGAAUUUGUACGUCUCAUAUUGAAGAACCAACCUACUCGCUUAUGCAUGUGCUCGAUGCAGUCAAACCCAACUCUAGACUGCCAUGGAUAGCAUCAGUUCCGAGUUAUGUUAACAACAGUUCCAAGCACAACUCCUAGAUUGUCUUUCAUCCCAUUAACUCAAAUGAAAACAGAGUACGAGAUGGUCAUUUUAAUGGUUGUACUCUAUACCCUCUACCAAGAACAGACACUAUACAUUUUGUGUUGUAUCUGACUAAAGAUGCUUAUGUGAUAAACAAACACUCAUUUGGCAUGAAACUUUGCUCUGUCAAAC
Molecule: messenger RNA, 2096 nt
Organism: Panicum hallii
Lineage: Eukaryota; Viridiplantae; Streptophyta; Magnoliopsida; Poales; Poaceae
Product: chaperone protein dnaJ 10-like
Exons: 10
Coding region: 503-1723 (406 amino acids)
Source: RefSeq, a predicted model, not a curated record